GACGAGGACUUUGAUGAUUCGUAUGAAGGCUUGCUUUCGCUCAGUUCGCUUCUUGGAGACGUACCCAAAGCUACACCUGCUGAUGUCAUUUCGGGCAUGAAGACUGGCUUGUUUAAGGAUUGGUCGACAAACGAUAGUGAUCACCGGUGUCCGAUCUGUUUGGAUGAUUAUGCUCUGACCGAUCCUGUCAUGAAACUCAAUGAUUGCUCUCACUGGCUGCACAAGGAGUGCCUGGAGCAAUGGCUGAAGAGUGCGAGAACUUGUCCGGUUUGUCGCAAAGCAGUGAAAGGUCCUUCUCCUCCACAGAACCGCCGUUGCCCUCGACACUCGUAUCAACAAACUGAGGGCCCACGUCGACGAGAUGGAGAUGACAAUGAAGGAAACGACGGUCCUGCCAAUCCUGGCCCGCGAGCAGACGGAAAUAAUUCUUCGGGUGCGAGUCCAGGUUUUGGGGGGAGUGGAAGAUGGUAUAUCUAG
This is a messenger RNA of Guyanagaster necrorhizus, 477 nucleotides long. RefSeq lists its product as uncharacterized. Gene Ontology annotation, biological process: protein ubiquitination; negative regulation of organ growth. The record is from RefSeq and is a predicted model, not a curated record. NCBI's taxonomy places the organism in Eukaryota, Fungi, Basidiomycota, Agaricomycetes, Agaricales, Physalacriaceae. Gene Ontology annotation, molecular function: ubiquitin-protein transferase activity. The transcript has 3 exons. The annotation marks the transcript as partial.